GUGGUAUCCCACGACUAUGUCACCCCCCAAACAGAUGAAGAUCAUGGACGCGGUGAAAACCCGAAAAAAAGACGGGGGAAAGAAAGACAAGAUGGCGGCGAUGCGCCUGGCAUGUCGGACGACCAGUCAGACGCUGAGUCCAUCUCCUCCAAACUAUCGGACUCUAUGAUUACAGAACGAAGCCUGCAUAGAAUGCUGCAAGAUCUCCGAUCUACCAUUAGAAAGGACUUCCUACAGAUCGACAGUGAACUGAGGAAGGAAAUUUCAACGCUGGGUGACAGGACCAGUCAUUUAGAAAACAAAUCCGAUGAGCUGUGUGUAGCUCACAACGAAGUAGUAGAUAAACUUCAGAAACUCUCAGAAGACAACAAUACACUUCAAUUAAAAUUAGCAGACUUGGAGGACAGAUCCAGAAGACAGAACGUCAGAUUUAGGGGUAUACCAGAUGAUAUCUCCCAUGACGCCCUACCUGCUUUUAUACUAUCUAUUUGUAAAUCAUUAGUCCCAGACUUGCCUGACUCUGCCUGGACUUUCGAUCGCAUGCACAGACUUCCACGUCCGGCACGUAUGGCGAAUGAUGUCCCUAGAGACACCAUUGUGAAAUUCCACUAUUUUGCACACAAGAACACCCUGCUCAACGCAGCACGGAAAGCAGGCACCUUACCUGAACCCUUUCAGAAAAUAUCUUUAUUCGCAGACCUAUCGGCUUCCACAAUGGCACGUCGGAAAGAAUUUAUAACCAUCACUAAGACCCUGCGCAACAAUAAUAUUUCUUACAAGUGGGGUUAUCCAACGAAGCUUCUGAUCUGGAGACAAGGCAGAACAUCGGUCAUAACCGAACCAGCCGAAGGCAUGAAAGCACUCAACUCCUGGGGUCUCUGGAAUGCGACUACAACAUCCUCACAAGACGCACCAGCAACAGACCUUUCCUCGAAAAAGCUUCAGGCGGAUUGGAAAAUGACGGGAUCGUCAUCUACAAAACCAUGA
Molecule: messenger RNA, 987 nt
Organism: Pelobates cultripes (western spadefoot toad)
Lineage: Eukaryota; Metazoa; Chordata; Amphibia; Anura; Pelobatidae
Source: the annotation of a GenBank genome assembly